AUGGUGGAAAAGCGGGCAUCUAACAGGCACGAGGACGAACCGAAGAAGAAAGUGAAGUACACAGACGCGUGUGCAUGUGGUAUAAGAAACUGUAUCAAGCCAGGUGACGGGAUUAUAUCAUUACCUAAAGCACUAAAACCACAUAUAGAACAGCAUAUCAAAAAGGCAGACGUCGAUGUUAGAUGCUGGCAAAACCCUACGGCUACACCAGAAAUAGUACAGGCUUUGCUUGACAAGCGUGGCGGGAAAGGGCAGAAGAAUCAUGCGCCCGCUAAUGCCAAGCAUUUCAAGCGAAGUGAGAUUACGUUUAAAGGUGACUACAAAAUAUUUGCAAACCCAGGUGCAAUACCGUUUAAAGAGUUUCAAUGGGACAAAGACUACCAGCUUGAAUGUGUGACUAAGUUGACCACGAUAACUGGUGGUGUUAUCAAGUGUAUAUGUACAUUGGGUGAGGACGAAUGUGGAGAGAAUAUAAAGUUUCAUAGUGGGCAUGAGUUGCCGCGAAACAAGAAGAGAGCGAAUAUGUUUGUCAGAAAAGUUGUGUUGGAUGCUAAACUUAUUAAGCAGUACAACAAACAAAUAAAUGAUGCGACUAGUGGUUGCAACUUGUUUAUUCACAGGCGACAUUUUACUAGUGAUCAUUACGCCGAUACGGGCAAGAGCGUCAUACUUAAAAGCGAUGCCGUACCAUCGUUCCAUGUGAACUUAGAUGUGAUUUCACAAACUCGAGCAUGCCCAGAAGAGAAGAAGGCGAUAGGGAGUCUAGUAUGUGUACAAUAUAACAUUGCUACUAGCAGUGGAAAGUCAAAGAUGAAGAAUGACAUUAUGACCACUUCCAAAGCUAGUGACAUCUUAACACCGCUAUUACAUGAACAGAGAAACCGUAUACGUGCAUAG
This is a messenger RNA of Sphaeroforma arctica JP610, 897 nucleotides long. RefSeq lists its product as hypothetical. The transcript has a single exon. NCBI's taxonomy places the organism in Eukaryota, Ichthyosporea, Ichthyophonida. The record is from RefSeq and is a predicted model, not a curated record. Bases 1 to 897 code for a protein of 298 amino acids.